Cucurbita pepo subsp. pepo (vegetable marrow) is the source of this 2383-nucleotide messenger RNA. Lineage: Eukaryota; Viridiplantae; Streptophyta; Magnoliopsida; Cucurbitales; Cucurbitaceae. The record is from RefSeq and is a predicted model, not a curated record.
UAUUUUUGCAAGUAAAAUGUGAGAACUCGCGGGCUCCGGUGGCAGGUUUGCUUUGCCCGCGCGACGGUGAGUGUCUAAUUUAAUAUUACUUUGAUUGCAGUAGCCGAUUUCUAUCUUCUCUGUCGCUCUUUCUUUUUGCUCGAACAGACACAGGAACAAUAGUGACAACUCUGAGCUACUGCAGGUUGCGGUGUUCUGUUGCUGAUGCGUAAAGGGCAUGUGUUGGGGCGUCAAGCCUUGUAAGUCCAUAGUUGCCAUGAGAUUGUAAUUAGAAUUGCUGGAGAAGAAUGCCUGGCAUACCUCUUGUGGCUCGUGAAACUUCUUUCUCUCCCAGCUGUUCCAGAAACGCAGAUCAAAUGUGUCGUGUAGACUCUCGUGUUCAUCUAUCUGAAGAAGAGGAAAUUGCUGCAGAAGAGAGCCUCUCACUUUACUGCAAGCCAGUUGAACUCUAUAACAUUCUUCAGCGCCGUGCUAUUAGAAAUCCUUUAUUUCUUCAAAGAUGUUUAAGGUACAAAAUAGAGACGAAACACAAGAGAAGGAUCCAGAUGGCAAUUUCAAUCUCUAGGACAUCGAGUGCGGGUGGCCAGACACAGAAUUUGUUUCCUAUUUAUGUCAUCUUGGGAAGAUUAGUCUCUGACAUUUCAGUUGCCGAGUUCUCUGGUGUAUAUCGCUUCAGUCGCGCUUGCCUCUUAAAUGGCAUCAACAGAGUGGAAUGCAAUUCUCAAGUUAUAGCUAAUUUCAUCCUCCCUGAAAUUAACAAGCUAGCUGUAGAGGCAAAAUCUGGAUCACUUGCUAUAUUAUUUGUUAGCUGUGUUGGAUUUGCAAAUACUUCUUCGGGAGUAGAUUCAAUUGAUGGGCGUUCAUACAUGGCAUCUGUUCCAGCGAUUGCAGGUUACUGCUUAUGGGGCAAGAUACCUCUGGAAUCACUUUACAUUUCGUGGCAGAAUUCUUCAAAUUUUGGUCUUGGACAGAGGGCUGAGAUAAUGUCAACUGUUGAUAUGCGCUCCUGUGUUGUGAAGACAAGUUGCUUGGAUGGAGAGAAGCGUGUAGGAUUUCAAAUUCCAUAUAAUUCUGAUUCUAUGCAUACAGCCCAGGAAGUACAGGUCACAAUUUCUGCAGAAGAGUUCGGUGCUAGGGGCAAAUCUCCAUAUGAUUCAUACACGUUCAGUGAAAUACCUUCCUCAUCACUAUCUCAUAUGAUUCGGUUGAGGGCUGGAAACGUUAUUUUCAACUAUAGGUACUACAACAAUAGAUUGCAGAAAACUGAAGUAACUGAAGAUUUUUCCUGUCCAUUUUGCUUGGUUAAAUGUGCAAGCUUUAAGGGCUUGAGAUGUCACUUGUUAUCAUUACAUGAUCUCUUCAACUUUGAAUUUUGGGUAACUGAGGAGUAUCAAGCUGUAAAUGUUUCCACGAAGACUGAUGUUUGGAGGUCUGAGAUCAUCGCAGAUGGCAUUGAUCCAAAGCAGCAGACAUUCUUCUUCUGCUCAGGGCCUCUCAGAAGCAAAAAGGUUAAGAGGGCAGUUCAAAGUGCAAGGCACACGCAUCCUUUUGUUGUAGAGUCUACAUUAUCGAACAAGGCGGAUGAUGCUCAAUCUAGCAAAGGUGAAAAGGCUCAAAUAUCAGGUUUUUUAAGUACUACUCUGCAUUCAUCCAAUGAUCCUGACUGCAUACAAUCAAUAUCAGGGCACCAUAUUGCGCCAACUAUGCUUCAAUUUGCCAAGACAAGAAAAUUGUCGAUUGAACGGGCAGACCCGAGACACUGUACCCUCUUAAGGAAGAGACAGUUCUUUCAUUCCCACAGAUCUCAGCCAAUGGCAUUGGAACAAGUGUUAUCAGAUCGAGAUAGCGAAGAUGAAGUCGAUGAUGAUGUUGCAGAUCUUGAGGAUAGGAGGAUGCUCGAUGAUUUUGUCGAUGUAACCAAGGACGAGAAGCAAAUUAUGCAUAUGUGGAACUCGUUCGUUAGGAAGCAACGGGUGCUGGCAGAUGGCCAUAUCCCCUGGGCUUGUGAGGCAUUUUCACAGUUACAUGGACCAAACCUUGUCAAAACUCCAUCUCUACUAUGGUGCUGGAGAUUGUUAAUGAUCAAGCUGUGGAACCAUGGUCUACUUGAUGCGAACUCCAUGAACUGUUGUAACAUUAUUCUUGAAAGAAUACAUAAUGAAGCUUCUGAUCCUAAAAGCUGAGAGCAAUCAAAUUUUUUUAGUUUCCAUUCUGAAAGUCAAGCUUAUUGGUGAAAGAGAGCUUUGUUCAUUGCAUUUGUCUUCAUGUGUUGUAAUUCUAUGCUACAUUGACCGUUUUGCCCCUUUAUCUAUUUGUUCUUAUUAUUAUUCAUUUGUUGAUUUGGGUCGGUUUGGGUCGGUUUGCCAGACUCGAUUUCACGAAA